This is a messenger RNA of Trypanosoma cruzi, 2571 nucleotides long. RefSeq lists its product as uncharacterized. Gene Ontology annotation, molecular function: Glc3Man9GlcNAc2 oligosaccharide glucosidase activity. NCBI's taxonomy places the organism in Eukaryota, Euglenozoa, Kinetoplastea, Trypanosomatida, Trypanosomatidae. The record is from RefSeq and is a predicted model, not a curated record. The transcript has a single exon. Gene Ontology annotation, biological process: oligosaccharide metabolic process; protein N-linked glycosylation. Gene Ontology annotation, cellular component: endoplasmic reticulum membrane. The annotation marks the transcript as partial.
AUGUAUAUGCGUGACAGACGUCCUCUAUUAGCGGACGAUGCCGCGAAUAAAAAAGUAGUAAUCAAUAAAUUUUCAGGAAGGGAAAUGCAGCACCGUUUGCAUGAAGAAACUCCUCCACCCAUGACGAUUAAGAGAGCGUCCGUUUGUGUUCUUUUUUUCCUUGUCGUGCUCGGGAUUCCAUUGGGAGUCAUCUACUAUUUUACGCCGUUCUUUGUCGUUGAGAACUUGGGUUGCAGGGCUCUGGAGAAACUCUGGGGGGAUGACACAGUGCGCGUGCUAGAGGAGGGUUACCACAGCUACAAGGCCUCACCGCCGCGGUUUCCCUCCCUCGAGUACAACAAAACGAUGCUCUGGGGAACAUAUGAGCCUGGUCUCCUUUUUGCCAUGAAGACACGCACCCCAAAGCCUGUGUACAUUGGAGUUGCCUGGUACGACGAGGCAGGCCUACACCCCGUCCGGCAUAAGAUGGUGGACGUGCUGUCGGUAGAGCGACGUCGGGACAGCAAUGACACCAUGGUCUCUGACGAAAAGACAGGUGCAUUUGAAGCAGCCUGGUCACUACACGAUGGCGUCCAUUACGGGCAUCUUUUUGUGCGAGAUGGCCCAGCCAAGAUAAACAUUGAAUUUCUCAAGAGUCCUCCAGGUGACAGUUGGCACGUCCGUGUUCAUGGCCAGAUGGAUGGAGCGAAACCUAUUGAGUUUGUUGUUUACGUUGUGAACGAGGGGGGUGACGCCCUCGAGCCUGAGCUGGCAACAACCGACGGUUCAUGGGAUCCGCAGAUCAAGAGCGAGUUCGAAGAUGCAGAUGGGCGUCGAGAAGGCUUUAAUUUGCUUCUUCGCGAUGAUCAUAACCCCCUCCUUACGGUCGCCUCCUGGCAAGUGUAUGGGUGGCGGUCUGCCGAAGGUGAGUUUCUUCGUGGCACCAAUCUUCGUAACGUGCAUUUAAAUGCUCAGUCGUGUAAAAUUGACUUCUCUGGGGUAAAGCGAUCGCCACUUCUCAAGACUGGGCACGAAACACACAACGUGAUGAUAUUUCGUAAGAGAUAUGAGUCAGACUUUCGGGUCGAACUUUCAAUGCGCCACGCCUCGCAUCUUGUGGCAGCUGUCCCUGAUGCGACAGCACACCAACGAUUUAUGGCAGAUUACGAAUCGUUGACAACAUGCCAGCUGACCAACGCUUUCCGUGCUCGGGAGAAAGAAGUUUUGUAUCAGAUGCGCCAAAUGCUAAUUCCAUGGACAAAGGGGAUUCAUGUCAAUCGCAAGCUGUACAUCAACAGAGCUUCUCGGGUUCUCAGCGGGGCGCUAGGCUCGUGGGGCUUUUGGUAUGGGCGAUACCUUUACCUGGAUCCAAUUCUUGACGCUUCAUGGGACGAGCAAGGAAAAUUGACAAGAGUUCAAUCGGACGGACAACUACGGGAAGCAGCGUUUGAUGUGUCUGCUUUUGGGGCAGUGGCUUCUCGAGUGGGGAGUUCGUACGGUGACAUGACUCUGACAGGAUUUCAUCUCCUUUUUAUUAUACGCUGGAACAAGGAGUGGACAAAGGAUGCCAUUGCUUCUUGGCUUGUUGGCGCUCAAGAAAGCAAUAGCGGCUUUAUUCCACAUAGGGCAAUCCUUACGGCGGCAUCGCGUGCAUUUGCUCCACCCUCCGCACGCUACGAAUGCCUGACGUUUGCUGCACCCCCCACCAUUCUUCUUGUACUUGAUCAAUUACUACGCAGUUACCAGGGAGAGGCAGCUGAUAAGGAGUUUCUUGAGUUUUUACUGCCACACCUGCGUCGUUGGCGGACAUGGUUUCACAAGACGCAGAGCUCAGGGGAUACUGAAAUGAGCUUAGAAGCACUUGCUGCCGCAGAAACAACGAAUGGGACCGAAAAAAGCUCACCGCCAAGAUAUCGAUGGCGUUCGCGUGAUGAAUAUCGCAUCCCUUCCAGUGGUAUGCCAGACUACCCCCGACCCGUUUGCCCCGGCUACCACAGAAUGGAGGCGCAUGUGGAUCUUUUUUCGUGGGUUGCACUGCUGAGCUCGAUCAUCAGCGAUGUUGAGCUGCAUUUGGGAGCUGCUGAGACUGUUCCCAAGCGGCUUUGGACGGUUUGGUUGGACACGGUGCACUGGGAUGCUGCAAACCAGCGCUAUGCCGACCGUGCUGGCUGCCCUGGUGACUCUUUCUCGCCGUACAUAGGGUAUGUCAACCUCUACCCCUUUCUUCUUGGGAUCAUCGACAACAAGGGGCGUGCACUGACGAUCGUUGAACUUGCCAAGACGGAGCUGAUGACCCGCUACGGCCUGAUGUCUGUUUCGUACGACUCGGUGCGCGCGGCACGUGAUGCGGGUCUGCGCCACGAGAACCGCUGGAUGGGUCACGUGUGGCUCUCAGCGAACGUCCUGAUGCUGCACGCUCUGAGAACGAAAUACAUUGACAUUCUCGGGGACCCGGCAGGGGAACUAUUCAAGCGGCUGCGGUUGUGUAUGUUGGAGAUCAGCGGUGGGUCCCCGAUGAUGCAGGAGGCCUAUAACCCUGUGACGGGCGCCGCAGAGAGCACCGUCUCGCUCGUGGGGUACCGUGCCAUGUUG